GUUGACUGCAGUCUUUCAAGCUAAAGGGAAUCUCUGCUCUGCCUCCUCUUGUCUCACUCACUCUCUCCCUCUCUCUCUUCGGCUCUGCCUUGUAGCAGCCCAGCAGUCCAGCAGACAGAUCAGCCCCAGACAUGCUGAGGAUAAGCUUUCAUGUUGUGUGCUUUCUGGCCCUGGUGGCCACAGCUGUAUCUGCCCCUGGCCAGUGCCCCAGCUCCUGCCACUGCCACGGGGAUCUGCAGCAUGUCAUCUGCGACAGCGCGGGGCUGAAAAAGGUCCCUCGCGUGUCCGACUCCACACGCCUCCUCAACCUGCAGCGCAACAGCUUUCCAGUUCUACCUGCUGGGUCCUUUAGCAACGCCAAGAAUCUCAUCUCUCUGCACCUGCAGAGCUGUCAGAUCAAGGAGAUUCCUGGGCAGGCCUUCAAAGGGCUGAAGAAGCUCAUCUACCUCUACCUGUCCAACAACGAGAUCAGUUCGAUCAAGCCAGGGGCUUUCGAAGAUCUGACCGAGCUGACCUACCUCUACCUGGACAGCAACAAGAUCAGCGACUUGCCCAAGGGAGUCUUCUCGCCCAUGAUCAACCUGUUCAUCCUCCAGCUCAAUGACAACAAGGUCCGCGAGCUGCGAGCUGGCACCUUCACAGGUGCGAAGGACCUGCGCUGGCUGCACCUCAGCGGGAACGAGAUGUCCUCCAUCCAGCCUUCUGCCUUGGAAGAUGUGGAGAAUCUUGCCAUCCUUCACCUGGACCGCAACCGCCUCAGCACCUAUCCUACUGCUGCCCUGAGCAAACUGCGGGUGGUGGAGGAGCUCAACCUCUCCAGAAACCCCAUGAAACUCAUCCCCGAUGAUGCCUUCCUGUCCUUUGGCAAGUACGUGGAGAAAAUGUAUCUGGACAACAUGGGUCUGGAAAGGUUCUCAGACGGAGCUUUCAACGGGGUCAGAGCUCUCAAAUCCCUGCACAUCGAGAACAACAGGUUGAAGACUCUGCCUGGAAGCCUGGAAUUCACCACCAUUCAGAACAUGACGCUCUCCAGCAACCCCUGGAGCUGCACCUGUCAGCUCGCCCCCCUGCGCAGCUGGAUGGACUCCAGCAGGGUGCGUCCAGAUGCUGUCUGUGCAUCUCCAUCUCAGCACAGAGGCAAGCAGAUCAGGGACAGCUCUGCCUUCAACAGCUGCAGACGGAAGACGAAGAGAGACAGAAAGGGCACCCGCCUUUAAAGAGGAGACGCUGCGAAAGUCUGUCCAGGUGACCGGCUACUUGUGCAAAGAAAGGAGCAAUGCCAACCGCUAUUCCAACACCGUUCAUCUGCCUUACCCCCUCCCCCUCCCCUCUCUCCCUCUUCACUGCUGAAGAAUGUCUCAGACACUUACCAGUCUCCAGAAAUUCCUUUUCCCCACAACAGUCGGCCCUCGCCAGGCUGCCCUAUUUACUCUCUCUAGCAUGUUAUAUAGCAAUAUAUAAGAAGUUCUUUCUAAGGAUGUGUAAAUUAGGUGCAUGGCAAACGGCCUGUACCAUUAGCAAAGUGGGAAUGUUUGGUUUUUUUUGGUCUUUUCAGACGUUUUGUGUCGAAUUUGUACAAUAAUUUUGACUGGUCUGUCGACACCCUAAAUGACAUGAAAACCAAGCAUCUAAGUGGACAGCAAAAACAAGUAAAAUGUAAUGUAAACCUCUUUUUUGUUACAUUUUUAUUUCCUACCCCGACUAAAGUGGGGCCUGAGCGUUUGCAUGACAGAUGCAAAGUGCCUCUUUCAGCCUUGGCACGGACACGUCCUGGUGCCUGAUUGGGACUGUGUUCGGCUCAGUGCUAUGACCGCUCCUCCAGCAGUGAAUUGGGUUAAUCAGACACUGCUGUAUGUUGGGUUGGAUUGAGAGACUGUUACCUGGCUUUAUCACUUCAGAGCACUCAGGUACAGCGCCACUGCUUGUAUCAGACAGCUUGGGUCUGAGCUGCUCAGACUGUCUUUUGUGGGAAAUGUAUACAGCAGCCAUGCCAGAAUCCCAAAGCCUCCUCUUCCUUCACACUCACUCUGCCAGUGCAGACUGAUUCCCCUCUAUCCGACUGAUCCGGGUUCAGUUUGCAAUGAAAGAAUAUAGCCAGCAUCAUGCAGAAUAACAUUUGCUUUUUAUAAGUAAAUAUGAAACAAUUUAAAGACUGGGAACAUUUUCUUUGUUGCAGGAUGACAGAUUGUAUUUACAUCAGCUGUGUGAUCACUGUAUGAAUGUGUGUGCUCAUUCAUGAAGGGAGUGCUCAGGGUCAACAGCAUAAAGAAUGAUAGAUAUGACAGGAGUCAUGGCUUCCUAUUGGUCUUAAGGACUAAAUAAAGGAAACAAUCUGCAGGUUGCAGACUUUAAUAA
Lepisosteus oculatus (spotted gar) is the source of this 2355-nucleotide messenger RNA. It is a transcript of the gene chad, whose product is annotated as chondroadherin. Gene Ontology annotation, cellular component: extracellular matrix. Gene Ontology annotation, molecular function: protein binding. The record is from RefSeq and is a predicted model, not a curated record. NCBI's taxonomy places the organism in Eukaryota, Metazoa, Chordata, Actinopteri, Semionotiformes, Lepisosteidae.